Molecule: messenger RNA, 1602 nt
Organism: Rangifer tarandus platyrhynchus (Svalbard reindeer)
Lineage: Eukaryota; Metazoa; Chordata; Mammalia; Artiodactyla; Cervidae
Source: the annotation of a GenBank genome assembly
AUGAAGUGUCACUACGAAGCGCUGGGGGUGCGGCGAGACGCCAGCGAGGAGGAGCUCAAGAAAGCCUAUCGGAAGCUGGCCCUGAAAUGGCACCCAGAUAAAAAUCUGGAUAAUGCCGCAGAAGCAGCUGAACAAUUUAAACUGAUCCAAGCGGCAUAUGAUGUGUUGAGUGACCCUCAGGAGAGAGCGUGGUAUGAUAAUCAUAGAGAGGCUCUGCUUAAAGGUGGGCUUGAUGGAGAAUAUCAAGAUGACAGCUUAGAUUUGCUUCACUAUUUCACUGUUACCUGCUACUCUGGUUAUGGUGAUGAUGAAAAGGGCUUUUAUACGGUGUACCGUAAUGUUUUUGAAAUGAUUGCAAAGGAAGAACUAGAAUCUGCUUUAGAAGAGGACAUGGAAGAUUUCCCAACUUUUGGAGACUCCCAGAGUGACUAUGAUACGGUGGUCCACCCUUUCUAUGCUUACUGGCAGAGCUUCUGCACUCAGAAGAACUUUGCUUGGAAAGAAGAAUAUGACACACGGCAGGCUUCAAACCGCUGGGAGAAGCGAGCCAUGGAAAAAGAAAACAAAAAGAUCCGAGACAAAGCGAGGAAGGAGAAGAAUGAGCUUGUCCGUCAGCUGGUCGCUUUCAUCCGUAAAAGGGAUAGAAGAGUGCAGGCUCAUCGAAAACUCGUGGAAGAACAAAAUGCAGAGAAAGCCAGGAAAGCUGAGGCAAUGAGGCGGCAGCAGAAGCUAAAACAGGCCAAGCUGGCAGAGCAGUACAGAGAGCAGACCUGGAUGGCGGUAGCUGACUUGGAGAAGGAGCUCAGGGAGAUGGAGGCACAGUAUGAAAAGCAGUUUGGAGAUGGAUCCGGUGAAGAUGAAGCGGAAGACCAGGAGCUCAGAGAUGGACAGGAUGAUAAAGACAGCGACGAGGCCGAGGACGCAGAACUUUAUGAUGGCCUUUACUGCCCUGCGUGUGAUAAAUCUUUCAAGACUGAAAAGGCUAUGAGGAAUCAUGAAAAAUCAAAGAAGCAUCGGGAAAUGGUUGCCUUGUUAAAACAACAGUUGGAGGAGGAGGAUGCAAAUUUUUCAGGACCUCAAACUGAUGAAAACAGUCUGAAUGCCAAUUCCGAGGAAGAGAUGGAGGAUGCGCCAAAACAAAAGCUUUCUAAAAAGCAGAAGAAGAAGAAACAGAGGCCAGCACAGAACUAUGAUGAUCAUUUCAAUGAAAAUGGAACUGGAGAAGGAGUAAAGGUUGACCCGGAAGAUACCAACCUAAAUCAAAACAGUGCCAAAGAAUCAGAAGAUAGUCUCCAAGAAAAUGUUGGGGUCACAGCGACUGUGGAACUGUGUGAUGACCCCAAAGCUGAGGUUAAAAGUGUUUCUAAACCCAAAGGAAAGAAAGCCAAAGACACUAAAAAGUCUGUCAGAGUGCCUGCUGAAGCACAGACAAUGAGUGAUGUGCUUAUCAGCUGUACAACCUGCCAUAGCGAAUUUCCAUCCCGGAAUAGACUUUUUGAUCAUCUGAAGGCCACCGGUCAUGCACGAGCACCUUCAUCCUCAACAUCUCUGAACAGUGUAACAAACAGUCGAAACAAAAAAGAGAAACGUAAAAACAGAUAG